Messenger RNA from Drosophila eugracilis, 1274 nucleotides. Its product is annotated as UPF0605 protein CG18335. Bases 76 to 1047 code for a protein of 323 amino acids. The record is from RefSeq and is a predicted model, not a curated record. The transcript has 2 exons. NCBI's taxonomy places the organism in Eukaryota, Metazoa, Arthropoda, Insecta, Diptera, Drosophilidae.
CUUAAAUAAAACACAUGAAAAUCUCUUAAUUAUUGUUUCUAAAUUAUUUGUGAAAGUUAAAUUAUAGUUAGUAAAAUGGACCACGCUAUAACGCCGGAGCCGCAUUUGGUGCCAGGGUACACAGGUCAUUGUGCUCAGAAUCGGGACAGAGUGGGUCGAACCUAUGGUCGUCAGACACACAAGUUACUUAUAGAUCCCUGUAUUUACCAUGCCCCGGAACUGAUUGUAGCACCUAUUCAUGCCAAGCAUGGGCUUAAAGAUUACCCCACAGCGCAAGAGCUGAAGAUACUGCGCACUCGUGAGCAGCUAGUGGACUCCGUUUACAGACAUCCAAUUAUACCAGGAUACGCUGGCUUUGUGCCAAAUAUAGUGAGUCAAAUUGGAAAGCGUUACGUGGCCGCCGCAUCCGCAGGUGUGGCUCGUCACGAGACCCUGAUGGAGUGGUACCGCUGCGAGAAUCGGACGCUUAGGCACCGGGACCUGCUGGAAAGUGGGAACGGUUUGUUUGAAAGAAAAAUCAACGAGAGGCUGCUGCCACAGUCCUACUACCGCUCCCCUUUAAUUCCGGUCACCGGAGUAUCCAAGGGUAUCAAGGACGAGGUCUGUCCUCCUAGGGCCGAGAAGCUUUGCUACAGCAAGUUCACAUCGCCGCAUUUCCUUGAGGACGAGGAUGCAGACAAAUUUAUUAUUAAUGGAUACGCCGGACAUAUCCCCAUGUCUGUUACACGUUUCGGGGAGUCCAACAAGGUUCUUACCAACCGGGCGCUCUGCAGCUUCUCGGAUUAUAUGUACAAGCAAAAACGAGAUAAGUGGUGUUGUGGCCAGGACCUAAGCCGGCCGGCCAUAACAUGUCCACCUGUUGGGCACUUUGUAGUCUAUCAUACCGACAACGGAAUGAUUCCCAAUUAUGCGGGUCACGUUCCUGGGGAGACUUACAAGUUUGGACGGACGUACGCGAAGACCACCUAUGAUGCCAAGCGGUGGCUGGAGGUGCACAAGAAUCUCACCGUGCUCCCGGAGGUGGCCAACCUGGAUUACGCCUACUAACGAACUCAAUGUAAGGGUAUUCCCCUCUGGAUCGUUUUUAAAAUGUAACGCUUUCGCAGAGCCUUGCCACUCCGCAGCGGUUAUUGGAGCAUUUAUUGUCUAUGUAUUACAUGGUCACAUUGGCGAUUGUUGUGAUGUAUCGAUACAACAACAACAUCCCCAGCUUUCUAUCUACGUCGUUUGUUGCAGCAAAUAAAUAAGUUUUAAUUAUUUGUGCACCUCUAAAA